Molecule: messenger RNA, 988 nt
Organism: Paramecium octaurelia
Lineage: Eukaryota; Ciliophora; Oligohymenophorea; Peniculida; Parameciidae
Source: the annotation of a GenBank genome assembly
AUGAAAAUUUUAGGAUUAGCCCUCCUUUUAACAAUUGCCUUUUCUUAAAGCAGAUUAUCUGUUGACGUGUAUACGGAGUCAUUGUGUCCCGAUUGCAUGGAGUUCCUCCUCAAUUCCUUGACUGAGGCUGUGGAUACUCCAGAUAUUGAUCAGAUGGUCAACAUUAGAGUAAUACCAUAUGGAAACGUUAAAAGAGUAUUUAAUAAAACUACCGGAAAAUGGCAAUUCACUUGUCAACAUGGAUCUGUGGAAUGUUAUGGAAAUUAUGUCUAAUUGUGUGGCUAAAGCAUAUUGGCAUCCAAAUACCCUACCGACAACGAAAUCCUAUAAGUUUAAUGGGCUAUCUGUAUUGACAGAAGAAUAUUCAAGCCAUAUACAAACACUCGUUUUGACGAAGCUGCAAAUCUCUGUGCAGCCGAUUUAGGUAUCUCAGGAACUGCUGUCAAAGAAUGCGCAAAUGUAUUAUUAUUUUAAACAUACAGGGUGACUAAGGUUACAAGCUACAUCGAGCAGCAGCUGAAGAAACUGAUGCACUUUCACCAGCACAUCAAUAUGUCCCUUGGAUUACAACAAACAAGAAACAUAGCGUGACUGAUGAAAAUCUUAUUUUAGAAGAUUUAGUUUAAUGGGCUUGCAAUAACUACAAAGGAUAAAAAAUUGAUGCUUGCUCUACCAGAAGUUAAUGAUUAUUAUAAAUAAGAAAUUAGUGAAAUUGUCUGUUUAAUAUGAUUAAUGUUAGACCUUGUUGAUCAAUUUAAAUAAUAUAUCAUUUUCAGUAACCUUUUAACUUAUUACUCAUUUUGAGUAACAAAUUCAUAAAUUUGUUGAUUGCGUUCUAUAUAAAUAAAAUGGCUAUUUACAGCAUAAAUGUUAAGAAUUAUAGCUAACAUACACUCUAUGUGAUUACAAUUUCUUCCCCUUUUAUAAUAAAGAAUUGUAAGCUUUUAAAUAUCAAAGUACAAAUGAAUUAAAUAUUACUUUACUAUGA